This is a messenger RNA of Emericellopsis cladophorae, 969 nucleotides long. RefSeq lists its product as uncharacterized. The coding region runs from base 1 to 969 and encodes 322 amino acids. NCBI's taxonomy places the organism in Eukaryota, Fungi, Ascomycota, Sordariomycetes, Hypocreales, Bionectriaceae. The transcript has 2 exons. The record is from RefSeq and is a predicted model, not a curated record.
AUGCAGCUUCUCGCGUCUGCUCUUCUCGCCUUUGCCGCAUCUACCGUAGCUACAUUCGUCACGGCUGACGAUGUACUCCUCAAACCUUAUGCCUCUCUGUUGGCUUCGCCACUCGACGCUCGCCAGGAGGAUGGAUCCAGUAGCAACAAUGAUACGACAGAUGGCGACGUACCCGACAAUCUGCUCAAACCUGACGGAACGAUCAAUAUGACCUCUUUCUUAGAGCUCACAUCAACUACAUGCCUGUCCAGGCUCUCCAACCUCCGACGAACAACAUCCCCCUCGGGCAUGAGUAUCUGCUUCAACCUACCAUCCCUCAACACCACCAGUGGUGUCUUCGAGGCCGAUCUAAGACUCUACAAAGUCACAGAGCCACGCGACGCAUGGGAAGGCAUUGAGCCAGGUGACGUGGACGUCAAUGUGGGCUUCGCCAAUGCUAGAGUCCGCAAUGUCACCGAGCAAGAAAUCAUGGGCAUUGGCAUGGUCGGCGAGCUGCAGGCUCGACAAGCGGACGACCGAGUGCAAGAGCUCCAGCGGUACAUGCUCGUCGGACAGGUCCAGGGGGAUAAACUGGAUGCCAAUAUGACCAUGUCUGCGAUUGAGGCUCUUCUCAUGCCCACACUUUCACUCACCGCGCUCUCUCCUCAAUCUUCAGACAACCUCACGACUCUCCUCUCCCCCAAUGAGGCGUCCUUCAUCACUGGCGUUUUCUCCGAUUUGACGCCUCAGUCAUCCUUCUCGCUCGCGCAAGCAGCUGUCUCGUCAUCACUGGCAUUGCUUGACGAGGGCGAGGUUGCAUUCAUCCUCCCCGGCACACAGAUCCUGAUUUUCCCCAUUGGGCUGAUCAUCACGGGGACUUGGGCUCUACUGGGGGUCGGCGUCUACGCGUUCGGCACAGUGGAGAGGUGGAGGUUCAGGGAAAGCUACCGGGAAAGAGUCAAGGGAGGAGUAGGGGGAGCAGGCAUUUGA